UCAAUUCAAAUAUAUAUAUAUUUUAAAAAUUCAAUAUUGAUCUCUUAGCAUAACAUCUAAGUCAAAUAAACGUCUUUAUAAUGGAAUACUCACCAAACCCUCCCAACAAAACCAAAACACAAUGCAAAAGAAACCUCAAACUCCUUAGCCUCAAAGCACAACCUCCCUUCUUCUUCUUACCUUAGAAAUUCACAAAAUCGACGUUUCGAAAGAUGGAGGGAUUAAUUCCUAUGGUGUAUAAGGUCAUUAAGCGAAACAAGGUUCGUAGGCAAUACCGGUGUCUUUCUGUAGGAGCUGCACAAACGUACAACAUAGCUGAUUUUUAUGAUUAUGGUAAUGAACAUGAUCAUGAUCAAGGUGCAACGUAUGAUGUUGUUACUAGGUCGGAGCCUAGCGGGGGCGUGUUCGAUGGAAGAAGCCAUGGGCAUCGACGGUAUGGGUCUACCGGCGAGUAUGGGUAUAACUUCAACUAUGAUCAUGAUAAUGAAGUGUAUGGUGUUGGUAGGAAUUCUAGCUCUCCUCCUAAGCAAAUUAUGAAGAGAUAUAGAAGUCAUAGAAUGUUUUCUUGCUUAACAGGUGGUAUGUAAUUUUAUUUUUAUUUUUUGUUUUUUGGAAUUGUGUAAUAAUUAUAAGCAAUGGUUUGAUUUGUUCCACAAUUGUAUUUAAAAUUUCAACCUUUUUUUAAAGAAAAAAAGAGGGUUAAAAAAUUGUACAUAUCAUCAAUUAUUAAGUCAUGAUCAUGAAUUAAUGUAAUUGAUUAGUGGGAAAAUGAUUGUAAUAUAGAAUGAUUAAGAUUAGUUGAAUAAGACAUGUUUGCUUGGCUUGCAAUAA
Messenger RNA from Chenopodium quinoa (quinoa), 831 nucleotides. RefSeq lists its product as uncharacterized. The transcript has a single exon. Lineage: Eukaryota; Viridiplantae; Streptophyta; Magnoliopsida; Caryophyllales; Amaranthaceae. The record is from RefSeq and is a predicted model, not a curated record. The coding region runs from base 213 to 587 and encodes 124 amino acids.